GGAGUCCAGGAAGAGAGUUGCAGAAAGUGGACCAACGUUUGAGCAACGUGAGUUGUGUUUGCUUUUUCUAAACUCUGGUAAAGUCUGAAGAGUCAGCGUCAGUCUGAGAAUAUUAGCAACCACCAGAUAAACGUACCGUGAAGGUCAGACCAUGUCCCUGAAUAAGUCCAUGCAUCCCAGGAACCGCUACAAAGACAAACCUCCGGACUUCUCCUACCUGGCCUCCAAAUAUCCAGACUUCCAGCAGCACGUCCACACUAGCCUGACAGGAAAACCUGUUGUGAACUUCAGAGAGCCGGAGGCAGUGCGAGCGCUGACCUGCACCCUGUUGAAGGAGGACUUUGGUUUGACCAUUGAGAUCCCUCUGGAGCGCCUCAUACCCACCGUCCCCCUGCGCCUCAACUACAUCCACUGGGUGGAGGACCUCAUCGAUGGACAGAAGCAGCCACGCAGAGGCAUCGACAUCGGCACCGGGGCGUCGUGCAUCUACCCCCUGCUGGGAGCCACGAUGAACGGCUGGUACUUCCUCGCCACAGAGGUGGAUGACAUCUGCUUUGACUACGCCACGAAAAAUGUGGAGCAGAACAACCUGUCUGACCUGGUUAAAGUUGUCAAAGUUCCUCAGAAGACUUUGCUAAUGGACGCCUUGAAAGAGGAGACAGAAAUAGUGUACGACUUCUGCAUGUGCAACCCUCCUUUUUUUGCCAACCAGCUGGAAGCGAAGGGGGUAAACUCCAGGAACUCACGGCGACCGCCUCCCAGUUCAGUGAACACGGGCGGGGUGACGGAGAUCAUGGCAGAGGGCGGGGAACUGGAGUUUGUCAAGAGGAUCAUUCAUGACAGCCUGCAACUCAAAAAGCGCCUGCGGUGGUACAGCUGCAUGUUGGGGAAGAAGUGUAGCCUGGCACCUUUGAAAGAGGAGCUGAGGAAGCAAGGGGUGCCUAAAGUGACCCACACUGAGUUCUGCCAGGGUCGGACCAUGCGGUGGGCGCUGGCCUGGAGUUUCUAUGACGACGUGACUGUUCCAUCUCCUCCCAGUAAGAAGCGCAAACUGGAGAAGGCCCGGAAACCCCUGUCGUUCACGCUACCGGAGGCGGGGCUGAAGGAGCUCCAGGCCCGGGCCUCGGCUGUAGGUUGCACCAGCAGCAGCCCUGUUGGCGCCGUCGCCGCUCUGCUGGAGAAGACGCUCACCGACCUGAGGGUUCUGCACAAACGUGUCCCCUGCAGAAAGCAGGAGCAGAGCCUGUUUCUGACAGCUGUGGAGAACACCUGGAUCCACGGGCGGCAGAAGAAACGUGAACAGAGGCGACAGCUGCGAGAGCUUCCCAGAGCGCCUCACUGUGCUGGAACCAGUUCUCAAACCACUGGAACACCUCCACCCUCCCAGAACCAGAACACCUCCACGAACAGCAGCAGCCAGGACAGUAACACCGAGAACGAAGCUACACCUUCAAACGAGCCAGUUAAAGAAGCAACAGCUGACAAAACUGGAGAACAAAAAGUGCUGUCAGAGAGUGGACCAGGUGAGGAUGUGGACAUGGAGUCCUCGACCUGCACAGAACCCGGCCAGGAAGCAGAGCCCCAGGAAGCUGCUGCCUCAGCAAGAGAGCCGCCUUCCAAGCGACCCCUGAGCCCUAGCACAGUCAAACACUUCCUGUUCAAGUGUCUGCUGAACGUGAUGCUGGAGGAGAGCGGCGUGAUGAUCGAGAUGCACUGGGUGGAAGGCCAGAACAAAGACCUGAUGAACCAGCUGUGCACGUACUUGAAGAACAUGCUUUUAAAGACUGUCACAAAGUCCUGAACAAUCAGAGAGGUGGGACCUUUUCCUUUUCAAAACAAAUGUCCUCGUGUGAAAUGAGAUAUUUUUAGAAAUGAUUAUGGAGUUCCUGUCUGCUGCAACAUUUUUUUGUGCAGUUCUACACAGCUUUUGAAAUGUUUUGAUCAACUUUGGAAAAACUUCUGGAAAAUUACAGCAGUAGAUUCACAUAAUCAGAUUUUCUUGUUCGUCUACCUUUUCAGGUAUUUUACACACUGUACUUAAAUAUUUUGUCUUCAGGUUCUCAAAACAUUUGGAAUAAAUGUACAUUUUUACAACA
Messenger RNA from Acanthochromis polyacanthus (spiny chromis), 2096 nucleotides. RefSeq names its product methyltransferase 16, N6-methyladenosin (gene mettl16). Bases 152 to 1801 code for a protein of 549 amino acids. NCBI's taxonomy places the organism in Eukaryota, Metazoa, Chordata, Actinopteri, Pomacentridae. Gene Ontology annotation, molecular function: 23S rRNA (adenine(1618)-N(6))-methyltransferase activity. Gene Ontology annotation, cellular component: nucleus. Gene Ontology annotation, biological process: rRNA base methylation. The record is from RefSeq and is a predicted model, not a curated record. The transcript is spliced from 10 exons.